Messenger RNA from Plasmodium berghei ANKA, 900 nucleotides. Its product is annotated as conserved Plasmodium protein, unknown function. NCBI's taxonomy places the organism in Eukaryota, Apicomplexa, Aconoidasida, Haemosporida, Plasmodiidae. The transcript has 9 exons. Bases 1 to 900 code for a protein of 299 amino acids. The record is from RefSeq and is a predicted model, not a curated record.
AUGAAUUAUUCGUCUAAAUUUAAUAAUAUAAAUGAUUUUCGCGUAAGCGAAGAAAACAUAAUUGAAACUUUCACAAAAAAUGGGAAUAAUAUAUUUCUAAAUAAAUCUCGUUACACAGAGUUGUCUACAGGUGAAGAAAAAGCGGCAGACGUCAAAUGUUCAAAUUGUGAUAUAUUUUCUUCUAUGGACAAUAAAACAAAAAAUUUAUACCUAGGCGGUAAUGAUGUACUUCAUGAGGAAUCUUUUGUUAAAAAGCUCUUACAGAAAAUCCAAAUCUUAGAGAAUGAAAAAAAAUGCUUGCUAAAAUUUUUAGAAAAUAAAAAAAACAUAGAGUUGGACUAUAAAAAGGCAUUAGAAACUCAGACGGUCUUUAUUAAUUCAGAGAAUAAAAAAACGCAAUUUUAUGAAAACGAGUGGUUGGAAAUGAAAUCGAUAGGAUAUGCAUACUUAAAUUCAGGAAAGGAACCUUUAAGGCAAACAUUAAAACAAUUUUACGAAGAUCCAAACAUAUAUGAAAAAUUGGGAAAUUUGAAUGCCAUACAAGAAAUGGUUAUUGCAAACUUAAUAGAAGAUCAUAAAAAUUUGAUAAAGGAGAGAAAAGAAGCUUCAAAAAAAUACUACGAAGCAGUGAAUGCGAAUUUUCAAUUAUAUCAACAAAAUGAGAUGCUCAAAGCUCAAAAUUUUAAUUUCAUAGAAAAAAACAAAGACUUAAUAAAUGAAGAACUAGAAAAAAAGUUAAUUGCCCUUAAUUCGUCUUUGAUUGAUGUUCAAAAAGAAAAUAUUCAUUUGAAAGAAUUGGUUGAUCAGUAUUCAAGGUUAAUAAAAAAUAUAGAAAACUGCUCAGAGAUUAAUGUUGUAACUGAAGAGUUGGAUAAAUUUAAAAGCUCCUUACUAAUUUAA